AUGAAGAUUGUUAUCCAAAGAGUUAAAUCGGCUUCGGUGUCCGUGGAUGAGGAACUGAUCUCCUCCAUUGGGAAAGGACUACUUGUUUUUGCUGGUAUUGGUCAAGAAGAUACCGAGAAAGAAGCGGAGAACCUCGUGAACAAAGUCCUCAAGGCCAAAUUCUGGCCGGACGAUAAUGGAGUACAGUGGAAGAAAAAUGUACAAGAGAUCGGCGGCGAAGUGCUCUGUGUCUCCCAAUUUACCCUCUAUGCCAAAAUGAAGAAAGGCAACAAACCCGAUUUCCACGAUGCAGCCAAGCCCGACGAUGCCCGCAGAAUCUACGAUCACUUCUAUAAUAAGAUGCGCUCUUCAUACGUCCCCGAGCGCGUUAAAAACGGCGUUUUUCAAGCUAUGAUGGAAGUCGAAUUAAAGAACGACGGGCCGGUGGGUGUUGAUUAUCGCAGUGAAGACGCGGCGGUCACAAUCGAGAUCAAUACCAAUCUUCCCAAGAAAGAACCCAAAGAACCAAAGAAUGACAGGACGGAUAAAGAUCAAGAUGAGGGGGGGCCAAUUAACCGGACAUUUGAAUUCAAACUGCCUGCGGAAUUGCUCCAAUGA
This is a messenger RNA of Penicillium angulare, 597 nucleotides long. RefSeq names its product D-aminoacyl-tRNA deacylase. The record is from RefSeq and is a predicted model, not a curated record. Gene Ontology annotation, molecular function: D-tyrosyl-tRNA(Tyr) deacylase activity. Bases 1 to 597 code for a protein of 198 amino acids. Gene Ontology annotation, biological process: tRNA metabolic process. Gene Ontology annotation, cellular component: cytoplasm. The transcript is spliced from 5 exons. Lineage: Eukaryota; Fungi; Ascomycota; Eurotiomycetes; Eurotiales; Aspergillaceae.